Molecule: messenger RNA, 6399 nt
Organism: Esox lucius (northern pike)
Lineage: Eukaryota; Metazoa; Chordata; Actinopteri; Esociformes; Esocidae
Gene: gabbr1a
Product: gamma-aminobutyric acid (GABA) B receptor, 1a
Exons: 24
Coding region: 370-3354 (994 amino acids)
Biological process (GO): gamma-aminobutyric acid signaling pathway; G protein-coupled receptor signaling pathway
Cellular component (GO): membrane; G protein-coupled receptor heterodimeric complex
Molecular function (GO): G protein-coupled GABA receptor activity
Source: RefSeq, a predicted model, not a curated record
AGGAAAAAGGCAAAGAGGGAGUGUGAGAAUUCGGCGUUUCGUCGUUCAUGGGGAAGCGAUUGUAUAUAGUGCAUGUAUAUUUGUAUGUACAUUUAUCGUUUCUGACUUUUCACCAUGCGAAAUUGAAGUAGAUGUCAACAAACUUAUUUAUACGGUUGUUUUUAACAUUUGAUGUAUGCAUGGGGAACGAAUUGAAAAUUUAGAGCCAUAACAAUAUAGCCAUACAAUCCGUUGCAAAAAAAUCUACAUUUUACACAUAAUUCGACAUUGGCGUGUUCACAAACGAGUAGGACACGACGGACAUCCUGUCAUCUACAUCCAGCACGUCGAAAGUAUUUCUCUUAUCUAUCUCUCUUCCCAGAUCCAGUAAUGGCACAGCUAUUGUUUCUGAUAAUUCUGUAUGCUCUUCCAUCUCUUGUUGUGGCCAUACAUAAUUCAACAACUGGAGGCUGUGGCAUCAUCCGCCCUCCCAGAGAUGGAGGCAUCCGCUACAGAGGCCUGACACAAGAACAGAUCCGCAAUGUUCAAAUCCUACCAGUGGACUAUGAGAUUGAAUACAUCUGCCGAGGGAGCCGGGUCAUAGUGGGCCCGAAGGUCAGGAAGUGCCUUCCAAAUGGCACAUGGACUGAAAUCACACAACACAGCAGAUGUUUGCUGCUGUGCCCUCGUGUCUCGACCUCUCUGGAGAACGGCAGAGUGGCCCUGAAGCCCCCAGGGCCCCCAGUGGAGGGAACGGUGUUACACUACAGCUGCCACGCUGGUUUCAUUCUGGAGGGCAGGAACAUAACACACUGCACCAAGAUGGGCAAGUGGGACUCUCCCAAACCUGUCUGCCUCUAUGACAGAAACUACAAAGGCAAAAAGAAACUUUACAUCGGAGCUCUGUUCCCUAUGAGCGGCGGCUGGCCGGGCGGCCAAGCGUGUCUUCCCUCUGCGCAGAUGGCUUUGGAUUUGGUGAACAACCGGACGGAUAUUCUUCCGGACUACGAACUGGAACUGAUAUACUAUGACAGUAUGUGUGACCCGGGGGAGUCCACCAAGUUGCUGUAUGACCUGCUGUACACGGAGCCCAUCAAGACGGUGCUUAUGCCUGGCUGCAGCUCCGUCUCCACCCUGGUGGCCGAGGCCGCUCGCAUGUGGAACCUCAUAGUGUUAUCCUAUGGCUCCAGCUCUCCAGCCCUGUCCAACAGGGACCGGUUCCCCACCUUCUUCCGCACCCACCCUUCGGCCACCCUCCACAACCCCACCAGGGUGCGCCUAUUCCAGAAGUGGAAGUGGACCAAGAUCGCCACCAUCCAGCAGACCACGGAGGUCUUCACUUCGACUCUGGAUGAUUUGGAGCAGAGGGUGAAGGAGGCUGGAAUUGAGAUCAGUGUGAGACAGAGCUUCCUCACCGACCCGGCUGUCGCUGUCAAAAACCUCAAGCGUCAGGAUGCCAGAAUCAUUGUGGGUCUCUUCUACGAGACGGAAGCCAGGAAAGUGUUUUGUGAGGUGUUCAAGGAGAAGUUGUAUGGAAAGAAGUAUGUGUGGUUUCUGAUUGGCUGGUAUGCCGACAACUGGUUCAAGAUCAAGGACCCAUCAAUCAACUGCACCAUUGAGAACAUGACAGAGGCAGUGGAGGGCCACGUCACCACAGAGAUCGUCAUGCUCAACCCAGAGACAGUUCGUGGAGCCUCCAACCUGACCUCUCAGGAGUUCCUCGGGGCACUGAUGACCAGAUUAGGGGGUAAGAACCCUGAGGAGACCGGGGGAUUCCAGGAGGCUCCGCUGGCCUACGAUGCCAUUUGGGCUUUGGCCUUAGCCCUGAACAAGACUGUGGCCCCUCUGAAAGCCAAGGGCCACCGGCUGGAAGACUUCAACUACAACAACCAUGACAUCACCGCAGAGAUCUACCGUGCCCUCAACACCAGCUCGUUUGAAGGCGUGUCUGGUCAUGUGGUGUUUGAUGCCCAAGGGUCCAGGAUGGCUAUGACCCUUAUAGAACAACUGCAAGGUGGCAGUUAUAAGAAGAUUGGAUACUACGACAGCUCUCAAAAGAAUCUCUCCUGGUUCGGCAACGAUGUCUGGAUAGGAGCGGGGCCCCCAGCGGACUCAACCAUAGUUAUUGAGGAGUUUAGGUACGUCUCACAGAAGCUGUUUGCUGCCGUGUCUGUGUUUGCUGGUCUCGGUAUCCUGCUGGGCAUCGUCUGUCUGACCUUCAACAUCUACAACAGCAAUGUCCGGUACAUCCAGAACUCCCAACCCUAUCUGAACAACAUGACAGCGGUGGGCUGUAUGAUGGCCCUGGCUGCUGUGUUUCCCUUGGGGAUUGAUGGCCACCACAUCCACAGGUCCCAGUUCACUGUAGUAUGUCAGUUCCGUCUCUGGCUGCUAGGACUGGGUUUCAGCCUGGCCUAUGGCAGCAUGUUCACCAAGAUAUGGUGGGUCCACAAUCUCUUCACAAAGAAAGAGGAGAAGAAGGAGAAGAGGAAGCACUUGGAGCCAUGGAAGCUCUAUGCGACAGUAGGAGUGUUACUGGCCAUAGACGUCCUGUCACUCAUUGUCUGGCAGAUCGUGGAUCCUCUGCACAUCACAGUGGAGAAGUUCACAAAGGAGGCCCCUAAGGGAGAUUUGGACGUCCUGAUUCAGCCCCUCCUGGAACACUGCACGUCAGAGAAGAUGAACACGUGGCUCGGUGUGGUGUACGGCUACAAGGGCCUGCUGCUGUUGCUGGGGAUAUUUCUGGCCUAUGAGACCAAGUCUGUUUCCACAGAGAAGAUCAAUGACCAUCGAGCUGUGGGGAUGGCUAUUUACAACGUGGCUGUGUUAUGCAUGAUCACGGCUCCAGUCACCAUGAUCCUCAGCUCCCAGCAGGAUGCAUCCUUUGCCUUUGCUGCCCUGGCCAUAGUGUUCUCAGUCUACAUCACCCUGGUGGUUCUCUUUGUGCCCAAGAUGCGGCGGCUGAUUACGCGUGGCGAAUGGCAGUCGGAGCAGCAGGACACUCUAAAGACAGGUUCAUCCACCAACAACAACGAUGAGGAGAAAUCCCGCCAGCUGGAAAGGGAGAACCGCGAGCUGCAGAAGAUCAUACAGGAGAAGGAGCAGAGGGUAUCAGAGCUCCGCCACCAGCUGGUGGAGAGACAAGCCCUGCGUAACCGCCGGACGCCCUCAUCCGUCACCAACCAGAACCACAGCAAUCCGUCCCCGCCCUCCUCCCAGGCGGACCCCACGUCCCUACUGCCCCCUCCCGGGUACCCAAACCCUGCCUUGGACAAUCACUCCCCCUUCACCAACUCCUCCAACCUGUACCAGGCGGACAGCAAGAUGAGCCGUAACCACUGCCACAACAGCCAGAUUCCCCUGCUGUAUAAGUGAAGGGGCAGUCUGGAGGAGCACUGAGCACACAGAGGUAGAGGACACACAUGGACCUACUGUGAGUUUCACUGUUUUCCGGGAAGAUAAGCACAUGAGACUGACGUUGGCGGAGCGGGUGGAGGUGCGCAGCGGUGGACAGACACCCAGGUAACACCAGUUUAUCUCACAGUCUAGCUCACUGUGUCAAUCUAGAGCACCUGUGAGUAGUAGUAGGAGUUCUACAAUAAGAAGCACAUCCCAGAGGACCUCUUUGUCUAAUUUUCUUGUAAAGACUAUGGAUGGACAGAUCUCUUUCCACUCCUCUUUGUUUGUUAGAGUCUUAAGACGUAUUGAGGAUGUCAGAGGACCUUGUGUACUUUGUGUGUUUGCUACUUUUGACUCGCGGCCUCUUUGUCUUGUUUUUUUUUUAUAGAGAAGCACAUGGUAAUUGAUUAAUAGUGUUAUUACAUAAUGUAAUAUGUUAUGUCAUGGAUUCAAUGUUGUGCACCAUAAAUUACUUGAAUAUGUUUGGGGGUCAAAUGCAAUGGGAGAGGCAAAAAACACCUGUGUUUUCCAGUGGAUUCAAUACAGUGGAUUUCAACUCAAAAGGUCAUAUAAAGUCAGUGAAAAGUAAUUGUAAAUGAACAUGAAAUGCCAACAUUAUCCAUUCGGAAGAGGGCCUAGGAAUGGACACCCCUGCUUUUGGGACAUGGUUUUUGUGGAUGUUUUGCUGUAUACAUAUUCAGGUACAGUUGUGUAUCUUCAAUCCAGUUUUUGCUGUUGUAUGCUCUUCAAUAUAUAUGAAACCCAUUUGAUAAGAAAAUAGUGUAAUACCAUAUCUAACCUAGUAAUGGUUUUAUUUUAGCAUAAUUUUAACGUUUUCAACUGGUCUUGUACGGAUAAUUACCACACUUUUAAUUGUAUUCAACAAAUAAUAGAUUCUCGCAGGAAGCCCAUCCUCCUGAAGAUGUAUUUAUUAUUCUUCCAAGCUGUUUCAUUUAUUUUUUAUGACUGUUCUGUUUGUCAAUAGCUCUGUUUUCCUCUAAAGACAGUCUGGAUAUAAAUGUAACCAUGACAGUACAUGCCUGCCACCUGUUGGUCUUAACUUUUUCAUUUCUUUCAACUUCUCCCUCCGGUUUUAGUUUGAUACAACUUCAUUGUAAACGUGAUGAUGGAGGACACGUUAAGGGUUGUGACAUGCUUACGCAACAGUUAAUCUUUAUGUACAAUUUCAUUCAUUAGCAACUCGUCAAAAUGUAUAAAGCAAUGAAAUAACACAGCUUUAUUGGUAAGUAACGUAGGACCCUGAUGUUACUCUGCCAAUUGGCGGUAUCUAAUGAUGCACUUUAGUUCAAGACAGAAACACAUUUAAAAUCCAGAUUUUGUUGCUGUUUUAAUAACUUACUAAAGCUCAGGUUAUGGAAAAGUGAGACAUACAAACUACAGUUCAUUGCAAGUUGUAUGAACAAGUCAAUAUUAAGUGUACAUGGAUCGGAGAGUGUAAUUUUUGCGAGGAUUGUUUAAACAUAUAUAUACUCUUGCACAUGUAUGAAUAUAUGAACUGGAUUUGAAGAUAUUUGUAUUCACUAUAUUUAAAAUUUUAAAUGUUGAUAUAUUUCAGAUGAAAUGUAUGCAAAUAUAUGGAUAUCAUAGUAAAAAUAAACCCAUUGUUUUUCACUGAAUUAAUGUGUUCCAUAUAAUGUUCAGUUGUACUAUGCAUGACAAUGAUAUCAUGUAAACACCCUUAUAUAUGCUGAAAUAGGUCAAAACACUGAAAGGGGAUAUUUUAUAAUGGAUCCUAUUUAUGUUGUGUAAUACAUUCAUGUCGCACAGGUGUUUUGGGAGUUUUUAUUGACUAGACGUCUCUAUCAGUUCACAUCCAUGAGAUUCUCUUUUUUCAUUAAUCUACAGUACAAACAUUUUGAACUAAAAACCUCCCAAGACUGACUCCAGGCUUCAUGCACAUAUGCCACUCUCUGAGACCAAGGUUGAAUUCCAGGUGUGCUGAGGUGCUACAUUUGUGAAUAGGCCAAGCAGUUAUGUUGAAACAGGUUUUGUAAGAAGACAUGUGCUAGGACAUUCCUGUGAUGCAAUCUGAUCUCAUCAAUGAAAGUCACACAUGAUAACAACCUACAGUAACCUGAAGCCUAGAUUCAGUGCUGUGUUUUUUACACCAUAUCAUUCUGUUCGCUUGACUUCUCAACUUGACAAAACAAUUGCCUUGUACCAGCAGAUUCUUUAGAGAAUCAAUCCAGACAGACAACCCAGACGGAGUUGUGUACAUCAGAAGAUUUUGGCCAACAAUCUACACAAACCUAUACAGUAACGUCCAUGAGAAAGAAAAAAUGUGUUUGAAUAUUUACAAAUGUACUUAUACAUAAUUAUAUGUACCUAUACUUCUUACCGAUUUGAAUAAGAAAACAAUUGAGAGAAAGUAUUUUACCAAACAUAAGAUUGGUAAAAUAACCACACCAACAGGAUGUCUUGAUACUUUUACCCAAACAUGGAUAUCAGCUUUCAAAUAAUUUUCAUACUUUAAAAAUGUAUGUUUGUUCAAAGUUUGCUGUACCAAAGAACCGGCUAAAACUUACUUUGAAAUCAUAAAUGCAAGCCCCAGUAACUUUACUUGUAAAGUUCAAAUCUAGUGCCAGUAUAAAUGUAUUGAUAUGUACUGUCUCCACUGACUCAAAUACUUAGAAAUACUUUUGGUUGUAAUGACAUCUGGCUAUAUGGAAAACACCAGGUUUAAGUCAAGCUCUGUCUUUAAGUCAGGCUCUGUAUUUAAGUCAGGCUCUGUAUUUAAGUCAGAACUGUAAGCUGGCCUCUCAGAAGAUCCACUGUAUUCUUGGUAAGCAACUCCAAUGUAGAUUAGUGUUGUUAUUAUUCUUCUGAGAUAUACAAUCAUUUCCCAGGGUCUGAUGUAAAGUAGACUGAAGCAUUUUGCCUGGGAUUAUCUGCAUCCUAUUUCUUUUUAUCAUAAAAUCUCCUGAUUUACCAAUGUGAAGCAGACCCAUUCUGUGAUGCCACCACUACCAUGUUUGAAAAUAAAGACGUUGUUAAAACAUU